UCAUACUCAACGCACCGACAACAUUGAUAGCUCUUGAGGCUGCGUGCUAAUUAGAUCCAUCCUGGCCACAACUUAAAUCUUUUCCUGAGUUGAAUCGACCAUAUCCGAUACUACGUAAAUGUGAAUGAAAGAAAAAUAGAGCGAAGAAUAGAAAGGAAAUUGGGAGGAAGUUACCAGGAAAUCAAAAAAGAAGCGAGCCCUCCAAAUAAUCUUGUUUUUUGCUUUGAAAAAUCCUAAAUCCCGCUCCAAGUUAUCUCUCUAUCAUUGAUUCUCUUGACCUCUAGAUUUAAUUUUUUUUAUGUAUUAAAUAACCUUGUUGACAACGCUUAUACAUUUAUUUUUUUAAGUCAAGACUUUGAUUAGUAGUAAUUAAAGCGCGGGUUAACUAACUAAUCAUUUCUGAUGACUCGCCAGUUGCUACUCCCUCUCUCCACUUGCAGGCACGUCAUCUGCACAAACUCUCUCUCUCUCUCUCACUCUCUCUCAUAUCCAUAUAGAUGCACCAAGUCUGUUCGUCUCCACAUGUUUGAUUCGUAAUUGAGUCUUCUUCUCAACCAACUGUUAGAGUUGCUUGCAAGAGUUUGAUUAGGAGCUUAUUAUAACAUCAAACUUGGAAGGGAUCAUUCAACUCAUAGCUCACUUUGUGUAAAAAACAAAAAACAAAAAUGGACACUUCACCUCUCAACAAAUUGGUGGAUUGUGCUAAGGCCAUUGAAGGGGGUAACCUGAACGGUGCAGAUUUGCUCUUGUAGGAGAUCAUAGCUGCCAACGAAUCCUUAUCAAGAGCAACGAAAUCAUCAUCAAAUACUAUGUUGAAGUUCUGGUUCGGCGACUCUAUAAACUGUAUCCUCGAAAUCUUACACCGUUAAUACCUUCCGGCACGGAUCGGCUUCCCGAAACAGUCUACCCAUUUGCUCCCUUCUUCUGCUUUCGUGAUUUUACAACACUCGACCCCGUGAGGGAUGCCAUAAAAGGAAAGCGAAGAGUCUAUGAUUCUGGCGGGACAAGUAAAGGCAGACCAGCAGCUAUUUCAGACAACUAUUACAAUUUAAAUUCCAGUGAACUCAUGGAAUUAUGCAAUAUUUCUAACCCAACAAGUGAUGGGGAGGAAGUACAGGAGGCUCCUGACCAGGAAGUCGAGGAACAAGAUUUUGCAUUUGUACCAGCAGCUCCAAACCCUGAUAACGAGGACGGCGGCACGGAUAGUUCUCGUUUGAAUGCAAGCGGUAGAAACAAACGAAGGAGGACAUCUGAGGUGCGGCAAUACUUUGAAGAAGUUAGAGAAAAUGGAGAAAUAUGGGCCAAAUGCAAAAGUUCCAGUAAUAGAUAUCGAGGGGAAAGCAGAAGGGGAACUACAAAUCUUCGCAGACACCUAGCAAAAUAUUGUGCAGGAAAGAAAUAAAAAGGCUGAACAAGAACUAUCUGUCGCCUUCAAAACUUAACAAGUCCAUGUAUUUGAACAAACAUAGUUUGUUUUCAACUUUCGACUUGAUAUUGAAGUUGUGUUCAAUGGAUCCUAUCAAAUGUUCCUCGAGAAUUGAAGUCGUCAACGCCAUUUUUUGAUUUCC
This is a messenger RNA of Populus euphratica (Euphrates poplar), 1568 nucleotides long. RefSeq lists its product as uncharacterized. Bases 1067 to 1402 code for a protein of 111 amino acids. Gene Ontology annotation, molecular function: sequence-specific double-stranded DNA binding. The record is from RefSeq and is a predicted model, not a curated record. Gene Ontology annotation, cellular component: nucleus. Gene Ontology annotation, biological process: regulation of transcription by RNA polymerase II. Lineage: Eukaryota; Viridiplantae; Streptophyta; Magnoliopsida; Malpighiales; Salicaceae. The transcript is spliced from 2 exons.